Bacidia gigantensis is the source of this 3534-nucleotide messenger RNA. RefSeq lists its product as uncharacterized. Gene Ontology annotation, molecular function: clathrin-cargo adaptor activity. NCBI's taxonomy places the organism in Eukaryota, Fungi, Ascomycota, Lecanoromycetes, Lecanorales, Ramalinaceae. The transcript is spliced from 5 exons. The record is from RefSeq and is a predicted model, not a curated record. Gene Ontology annotation, biological process: clathrin-dependent endocytosis; intracellular protein transport. Gene Ontology annotation, cellular component: AP-2 adaptor complex; membrane coat. The coding region runs from base 1 to 3534 and encodes 1177 amino acids.
AUGCGAGGCCUUGUGCAAUUCAUAGCGGACCUUCGAAAUGCAAGAGCGCGAGACUUGGAAGAGAAGAGGAUAAAUAAAGAGCUUGCAAAUAUACGGCAGAAGUUCAAAGAUGGGAACCUCAAUGGCUAUCACAAGAAAAAGUACGUAUGCAAGCUGUUGUACAUCUAUAUCCUGGGUUGGAAUGUCGACUUUGGCCAUCUUGAAGCUGUCAAUCUUAUAUCGGCGAACAAAUUUUCAGAGAAGCAGAUUGGUUACCUUGCCGUUACUCUCUUCCUUCACGAACAACAUGAGCUGCUUCACCUCGUUGUCAACAGCAUCCGCAAGGAUCUAAUGGAUCACAACGAACUUUUCAAUUGCUUAGCGCUGCAUGCAAUAGCAAACGUUGGAGGUAGGGAAAUGGGGGAGGCUUUGAGUGGAGACGUUCAUCGGCUACUCAUAUCUCCUACCUCCAAAGCUUUUGUCAAGAAAAAGGCCGCACUUACACUCCUACGGCUGUACAGAAAGUAUCCAAGUAUAGUCCAGCAAGAAUGGGCCGAACGAAUAAUAUCCCUCAUGGACGACCCAGAUAUGGGUGUCACGCUUUCUAUCACCUCACUCGUAAUGGCACUAGCGCAAGAUCAGCAGGACCAAUAUAAAGGAGCUUAUGUCAAAGCAGCACAGCGCUUGAAAAGAAUUGUUGUCGACAGCGACAUCUCCCCUGAUUACCUCUACUACAAGGUGCCCUGUCCAUGGAUACAGGUAAAGCUACUACGACUCAUGCAGUACUUUCCCCCUUCAGAGGACACAUAUGUACGUGGCACUAUCAGAGAAUCGUUACAGCAAAUACUUCACGAAGCGAUGCUUAUGCCUAAGAACGUGCAACAAAAUAAUGCCCAAAAUGCAGUGCUAUUUGAAGCCAUCAAUCUUGUGAUACACCUCGACGACGAGCAUCAAUUGAUGGUGCAAAUAUCCUCGAGGCUUGGGAAAUUUAUUCAGUCUCGUGAGACUAAUAUUAGAUAUCUAGGUCUUGAGGCGAUGACACACUUCGCUGCUCGAGCAGAAACCUUAGAUCCUAUCAAGCGGCACCAGAAUAUAAUCAUGGGAGCUUUGCGCGACCGAGACAUUAGUGUGAGAAGGAAGGGCUUGGACCUUCUCUACAGCAUGUGUGAUUCGACCAACUCACAGCCAAUCGUUAAUGAGUUACUGAAAUAUCUCGAGAGCGCUGAUUUUGCCAUACGUGAAGAAAUGGUGCUGAAGAUUGCGAUACUGACCGAGAAGUAUGCCACAGAUGUACAGUGGUACGUCGAUAUCUCAUUGCGACUGAUUGCCAUGGCGGGCGAUCAUGUCAGUGAUGAAGUCUGGCAUCGGGUCAUUCAAGUUGUCACAAACAACGAAGAGCUGCAGAUAUACGCAGCUCAGAACAUCUUGAGAUACUUGAAAGCUGAGCAGUGUCACGAGACUCUUGUCAAGAUUGGAGGAUACCUUCUCGGCGAAUUUGGUCAUCUGAUAGCCGACACAAGGGGCUGUAGUCCCAUCGAGCAAUUCCUGGCAUUGCAGCAUAAAAUGCAGGGUUGCUCCUCAAGCACCAGAGCCAUCCUGUUAUCCUCUUUCAUCAAAUUUGUUAAUCUAUUCCCUGAGAUUAAGCCUCAGCUUCUCCAUGUUUUCACCGCAUACAGCCAUACUCUUGAUUCGGAGCUUCAACAACGUGCUUGCGAGUACCUCUCACUUGCUACGCUACCAACCGACGACCUCUUGCGCACCGUCUGCGAUGAGAUGCCGCCUUUUCCAGAACGAACUUCCGCGCUCCUUUCUAGACUGCAUAGUAAACAUGCUACAACGAGUGACAAACGCACCUAUAUAGUUGGCGGGCGAGGGGCCAAUGCAGAUGCAAAGGAAAACCAACUAGCUCAAGCCCGUGGACUCAAGCGCUCCUUUACGCCCAAUGCAAACGGAACAUUAUCUCCUACCGACAGCACCACGAAACUCACAAACGGUUCAGGCUCGCCAAAGCUGAACGGUUCUUCAGCUGAUUUGGAGGGUCUAGUCAAUGGGCCGUCUUCUAAACCCCCAAAUUUUGCCUCAGCAGCUCAUUUGUCUCCUGGUUGGGAACCUGGCUAUCGUCGACUCUUAGCUAGGGCAGAGGGUGUCCUCUAUGAGGAUGCACAGAUUCAGGUCGGUCUUCGCUCAGAGUACCGCGGUGCUUUAGGUUGUCUCAUCCUUUAUUUCACAAAUCGCUCUUCGUCUGCCAUUGCUUCCUUCACAACUACCCUCGACAACCCUAACCCGGCUUCCCAAUUGCGACUUGAUACGAAAUUUGUCCCAGAGACGAACAUCAACUCUCAAGAGCAGGCACAGCAGACCACAAUGUUCGAAGCUAAAGCCGCUUUUUCGCUCCCACCAACGAUUCGUAUUAGUUAUCUUGCGGGCGCACUACAAGCUCUGACCCUUCAACUACCUGUACUGUUACACAAAUACAUAGAUAAAGCGCCGCUAGAUGCUGAUGACUUUUUCAAACGUUGGCGUCAGAUUGGUGGAGCACCUCGAGAAUCGCAACGGGUCUUCGGGUUAACCAAUGGUCGUCGGAUGGGUGAUAUGGACUGGAUGAAGCAAAUAACUGAAAGGCUUGGAUGGGAGGUGUUGAAAAAUGUUGAUUCAAAUGAGAGGAAUGUAGUCGGAGCGAGCGUCUGUCAUACAAGUUCCAGCAAGGUGGGCUGCCUGAUGCGGCUGGAGCCAAAUUGGGACUCUCAGCUUUUUCGCGUCACCAUUCGAACCACGGACGAAAGCGUAGCUCCCGUCCUUGCGAGCAUUCUCGAGGACUUUUACUCUCAAGGGGUACCAGGAGAAAGCAUAGAGCCAACAUCUACAAUCGUGUUGCAGUCAAAAGAUGCCUACUUCGUCGAUAUUCGCAUAAUUACAGAGGACCACCAUAAGGAGAACCAUGUCUUCACCGGUGCGACUUUACAGUGGGCUUUCGCAGGAAGAUCCCGAAAUUCGAAGGAGACUAAGAAUGAGAAUGGAGAAUUGAUGCGUUGGCAUACAGUCUGGGACCACUGGAUUGACAAUCAGAGUGAUGCAGCCGUAAGUGAUGAAGCAGACAUGAGACUUCAGGAAGAUGGGCUUGUGCUCGAGGAGGGCGUGAAUGUCGAUACCCAUACCGGGUUGGAGCAGAAGUACGAAGAGAUGUGGGAAGAUCUACCGGUCGAAGCCUUCGGAAAGAAGGGCAAUAAGAGCAGCAUAGUUGUUAGAGGCGAGGACCCUGGGAAAAGGGUCAAAGGCCUAGUCGUCAAGGUUGGGGGAUGGUGUCAGGGGAUAUUGAAGGAUGAAGAACAGCUGACCGCUGAAAGAUGGCGUCGGCGAGAGCAGACCGAACUGCUCGAAGAUUGUCAAGGCGUGACAAGGCAAAAGAACUGGGAUUGCGUCUACAGGAUUGGGAACGGUGUCUUGCCCUGCGAAACCAUAUGUGAGAAGACCGACGGGAAGACUGGGGCUACUUCUGUGAUGCAGAGCGACGACAAUGACAUUGAAUGGAGAGUCGUCGAAGAGUAUUACUAUUAA